AGAGUCAGCCAUGGAAGCUGCAAAGGGACUGGAGAUUUAUGAAAUCGGACCCUGUAAAGAUCCAUAUCAAAUGGGUUUCUCCAUUGGCAACCAUUUCUCCAAUCUCAUAAGAAGCAGACUCUCCAGAGACUCCAUUUUCAACCACCAACUUCUCCCUUUCUCUCAAACUCCACAAGCACAAUCCCUCCUCCACUCUCUCUCCCACAACAAUAACACCAAAUUCCCAGAUUACUGGAACGAAAUCCGAGGAAUGGCACAUGGAUCCGGCGUCCCCUUUCUUCAUAUUAUGAUUUUGAAUUUUCGAAAAGAGAUCCUCCCUUUCAUUCCGAAGUCGGAAAAAGUUGAAGAUGAAGAGACGAUCGAUGAUUGCUCCGAUAUUCUUGUUGUUAGUGAUUCAAUGGCGGUUGCUGCUCAUAAUGAGGAUGCUAACGUCGCUCUUGUCGGCCAUACAUAUCUGAUUAAAGCAACACUAUCUAAUGGACUAUCUUACACAGCUUACACCUAUGCCGGAGAGCUCCCGAGCUGCGCAUUUGGUUUCAAUAACCACGGUCUGGCAUUUACACUGAACUCGGUGCCGCCAAGCGAAUCGGAGAUUGUGGCAGGUGGGAUCGGGAGAAACUUCGUUUCUAGAGAUCUUCUUGAAGCAACAAGCAUCGAAGAUGCAGUUACCAGGAUUCGUUCAUCACAAGUUUCAGUUGGGCACAGCUAUAAUCUAAUAGAUGUAAAGCUACGGAGGAUCUUAAACGUCGAGACUGCAUCAAGUCAACGACUUUCACUUCAUGAAGUCGGGUCAACCCCUUUCUUCCAUGCCAAUAUGUACCUUCAUCUUGAAGUCAACCAGGCACACGAUCAGAACUCAAUAAGCCGACAAAACCGAGCAGCUUUGCUGCCAAAACGGUCGAAAGAUGACCUUCUUUCGCUCAUUGGAGACACAGCUGAUGAGGAGUAUCCUAUCUAUAUGCAAGGCCCGACUCUUUACACGCUAUGUACGGCUAUGAUCGACUUGGAUGAAAGAACGCUAGUGAUAACCGAAUCUAAUCCUAGAAAAGGCGAGGUUUUUUAUGUUUUCACGAUGGUUUAAGAAUCGGCAUUCAUAAUCCUUGAUCUAUUUAAUUAUGUCGACAAAUUUGUAAGGAAUUUAAGCAUAUUUUGAUAUUCAAAACGCCGAGCAGCAUGUAAAAUUGAUACAAGAAAUACAUGUAUUGAAACCGAAAAGACAUGAUACAAC
Messenger RNA from Cynara cardunculus var. scolymus (artichoke), 1228 nucleotides. RefSeq lists its product as uncharacterized. Lineage: Eukaryota; Viridiplantae; Streptophyta; Magnoliopsida; Asterales; Asteraceae. The transcript is spliced from 7 exons. Bases 11 to 1081 code for a protein of 356 amino acids. The record is from RefSeq and is a predicted model, not a curated record.